Molecule: messenger RNA, 1301 nt
Organism: Blepharisma stoltei
Lineage: Eukaryota; Ciliophora; Heterotrichea; Heterotrichida; Blepharismidae
Source: the annotation of a GenBank genome assembly
AUGGGAAGCUGCAAUUUUAAAUCAGAGGACGCAGAUCCAACAGUUUCAAUUUCAAAAACUCACUUCCAAUUUCACUAUGUAUCCUCUUUUCUUCCAAUUCUAAUGAAAUCCUUUCCACACAAUUCCCUAUUUUCCAUCAUUUUUUAAUUUCUCAACAUUAAAUAAAUUAAUUUAUUCCAGAAUAAUCGGAAAAGGAGGCUUUGGCAAAGUUUGAAAAGUCGAGCUCAAAAAGACACGAGAAAUUUUUGCUAUGAAAGAAAUGUCAAAAGCCAGAAUUCUUGCCAAAAAAAGUGUUAAUUCAGUUUUAAAUGAACGGCAGCUAUUAGCGACACUUAAACAUAUGUUUAUAGUGAAUAUGCAAUAUGCAUUUCAAGACAAAGAAAAUAUUUAUCUUGUUAUGGACCUUAUGCCUGGAGGAGAUCUUAGAUAUCAUUUAGGACGGCAAAAAAAGUUUACUGAAGAACAAAGCAAAUUUUUUAUAGCUUGUAUUUUAACUGCCUUGGAAUAUUUAUUUUUUUUUAUAUAAAUUUUUAUUUUUUUGUAAUUUUUAUAAAAUGGGGUACUCGCAAAAUCAGUAAUAAUAAUAACUAAUUUUGUAAGAUAUACAUAACAAUGGAAUAUUGCAUAGAGACGUGAAGCCAGAAAAUUUGGUUUUAGACGAAAAAGGGUAUGUAAGAUUAACUGAUUUUGGAAUCGCAAGAGUUUGGAACCCAGAAAACGCCAAAGAUACAAGUGGAACCCCAGGCUAUAUGGCUCCAGAGGUUAUGUGCCGUCAAAAUCAUGGGGUGGCUGCUGACUAUUUUGCUUUAGGAAUCAUUGCUUAUGAGCUCAUGAACGGUACAAGACCAUAUCAAGGCAAAGCCCGAAAACAAGUCAGAGAGCAGAUUUUAGCUAAACAAAUCCAAAUAAAGCAAGAUGAAAUCCCCGAAGAUUGGUCUAUAGAAGCUGCCGAUUUUGUAAAUAGGGUAAGAACUAUUUAGCUUAUACAAAGAAAGCCUGUUAAUAGGUUAGGGUUGAAUGGGCCAGAAGAAGUAAAAAAUCAUCCAUGGUUCAGAGAUUUUGACUGAAAAAAGUUAACUGACAGAAGGAUGGAGUCACCAUUUGUUCCCAGUCAAAAUGACGAUAAUUUUGAUUUAAGGCUUCAUCUUACAGAUGAUCCUUGGAAAGACGCUGAAAGUGAAGCUUAUCAGCAAAGUGCAGACUUGUUAAGAAAUUCUUCAUCACAAGCACUUUUUGCUGGAUAUUUCUAUGAUAUCAGCCAGCAAAAUGCUGGGUCAGAAAGCGAAUCUACGAGAAAUUAA